GUUGCGGCGGGAGAGCGGCGGCCCGGAGAGCGACUGCCCCGCUCGCGCUGCUGCUGCCGCCGCCGCGACCGCGCGCAGCCAUGUCCGAGGAGAAGCCCAAGGAGGGCGUGAAGACUGAGAAUGACCACAUCAACCUGAAGGUGGCCGGGCAGGACGGCUCCGUGGUGCAGUUCAAGAUCAAGAGGCACACCCCGCUGAGCAAGCUGAUGAAGGCCUACUGUGAGCGGCAGGGCUUGUCAAUGAGGCAGAUUAGAUUCAGGUUCGAUGGGCAACCAAUUAACGAAGCGGACACACCUGCGCAGCUGGAGAUGGACGACGAGGACACCAUCGACGUGUUCCAGCAGCAGACGGGCGGUGUGACCAGCCGCUUGCAGGGGCGUGGCCUGUUUUCCAUCCUUGCGUUUGCUGUUGAAUAGUGAGACCAUGCAGUCACAAAGGAGUCUGCAGAAACUCAAGGACAUGCAGCGAAAUGACUUCCUCUCUGGCUCAAACUCUUCUCUGCAGGGACGAAUCCACGACUGAAAUGGGGCCAAUCAGAAUUGUUAUCUUUGUUUAGGUAAAAUGAGUUUUUGGGGUUUUUCAUUUUUAUUUGUCCCCUCCUUUGCUCCCCAAACCUGUGGCCUGAGUGUGGGUUCUCGAGGACGGGCCUUGGCUCCCCUGUGCCAGGCUCGCCUUGAUCCUGUCCAUAACUCGCAAUUGGGGGGGUGGAAGACAGGACCUCACUUACCACUUGUAGGCACGGGUUGUUGAAAUGCUCGAUAUUGGAAAUUUAAGCCUUGUCAAGUUUGGUAAUGUGGAAGGGGAAAUCUGGAAUGCUUCUUAAAAAGUAAAAACAUAAAAACAAAAAAACAAGUCCUUUAGUAAAAUGGCCCAAGUGCUCUCUGCCCUGUUGAGUGUGGCCCCUUGGGUCCAAGGCCCAGCAGCCCCAGCUCAGCUCAGCACCUAGUGAUUUGUACAUGGGCAGAGCCUGGCACACCAAAAAUUGGCUUUUUUCCUUUUAUUAACAUAGAAGAAAGUCACUACCACCUUUCUCCUUUGUUAAUAGUAUUGUGGUCUCAGAUUUCUUCUAGUAUUUGCUCUGAUGAACAAUUACGGUCUCUAUAUGAAAAAGUAAGGUUAAGUAUUGCUGACUUUCCAGUUUGUUCUUGUGUAGAGAGCCACUUCCGAGGGUGGUGACCUCUAACCCAUGGGAAGAGGACCUCUAUGGAUCUGUGCUAUGCUGCUUUCCAAACACGUACUGAAUUUAUGCAUUAGUAGGGGUUUCAGUUCUGUGAAUGUAUUUUGGGAUGUGUACCAAUUAAAAUGUUCAUAGUUCUGCCUUUGUCCUCCUAGAAGGACCACUGCUGCUGGUGGCCUUCUCUGCCUUUUUUAUAGUCAGCUGAAGGAGUCCGCAUCUCUGGCUUGCUUGAAAUCUUGCUGAAGAUGUUCUCAUUUCCUGUUUCACUGUUCGGGUUCAGUGGGGUGUUUGUUGGCUCUGUUGUGUUUACUCGCCAAUUUGUACAUAACUGUUGUCCUUUCCUACUGUACACAGUAAAUAUAGUUUGGUAUCCUGUCUCUUGGUGUAUAU
Messenger RNA from Lepus europaeus (European hare), 1567 nucleotides. It is a transcript of the gene SUMO3, whose product is annotated as small ubiquitin like modifier 3. The record is from RefSeq and is a predicted model, not a curated record. The transcript has 4 exons. NCBI's taxonomy places the organism in Eukaryota, Metazoa, Chordata, Mammalia, Lagomorpha, Leporidae. The coding region runs from base 81 to 416 and encodes 111 amino acids. Gene Ontology annotation, biological process: protein sumoylation. Gene Ontology annotation, cellular component: nucleus. Gene Ontology annotation, molecular function: protein tag activity; ubiquitin-like protein ligase binding.